Messenger RNA from Ambispora leptoticha, 366 nucleotides. The record is from the annotation of a GenBank genome assembly. Lineage: Eukaryota; Fungi; Glomeromycota; Glomeromycetes; Archaeosporales; Ambisporaceae.
AUGGUAAAAAAUAAUAAUCAUUCAGUAUUCCCACCCCAAGAGGAAUUUGAAAGAGUAGUUAAAAGAGUUCAAAAAAGCGACAAAAAGACUAAUAUUGGUUUAUCUCCUAAUGCCUCGCCUAUGGAAAGAGCCAAGUAUGAUUUUUGUCAAACUAUCGCUCGUUAUCGUCGCGAAAAUAAUUUAGCGGAAAAGUCUAUCGCUCAACAGUUAGGGAUUACUUUGUCUCGUUUGGAUAGUAUUCUUUAUAGUCAUAUUGACGAAUUUACCUUGGAUGAAUUGGCUAGUUAUGUUAGUAAUCUCCAUAUUCUUUUUGAAUUAAAAGUUUUUAGUUAUGGUCGAAAAGAAGCCACCGCAGAAGCCCACUAA